ACUGCAUUAACAAUGAAUGGAUAUUCAAUCAAAGACAGCUCAUUCCUGAAGUUGAGAACUGAGAAGGCAGAGAGAAUACACCUGACCCUGGUGCCUCGUUGAACAAGAUGUUUAUGACCUAUCCGGACAUUGGUGAAGUGACUUCAGGAUUAAAAAAAAAAACGAAGUACAUUUAGGAAAAGCCUAACAAGAGGUCUUCCCUGAGCAUAUCAACCAGAGGUGGUCAUCUUACCAAGUGAAAUGUUUUACCCCAUCCAAUACCAUUAAACACAGACUCCUAUCUACCUCCACCUGUAACAAGGGAAAAUGUCCCAGCCUUCCCGACACUGGCAGUUUGAACGUGGGGACAGAUCUGAUGACUUCUGCAGGCACCUUCAAGAGGGGGAGGAGGAGAGAGGAGCAGAUGUAAUGCUCCAGAGGACGGGUGAAGAGAUGAGACCCUCUAUCACCCUCUGCCCCCCACCUUUGUUCCGGAGCAUCGGACCGUCGGGGCUGUCGGCCAGCCUACCACCCCACCGACGUCUCCGCUCCAUAUUCCGCAGAUCCAGAGCGGUUCUGCCUGCGAAUACACACGCCAGCGAGGUUUCAGGAACACACACCCUCCAAGAUUUACUGUCAGGCACCCACAUCAACACACUCCCACAUCAACUGACUCACAAUGACGUAGUGUCAGAGAAGGACGUUCACAUAAACACAGACUCAGAGACACAAACACAGCCCAAGAGACUCAUGAGUGCACAUGGGCUCACUGUAUUAGAACCACCAACAGGACCUCUCACAGAUACACUCUCAUUCAUAGUCGGUGCUGAAAGCAGACAGCAGGGCGGACAGCCUUUUUCUCAGGAUUCCCCACCCUUAAGGACCCAUAUCAAAGGCAGGGCAAGAUGGGGCAGAGCAGUGUCUCCUCUUAAAAUGCGAGAUGAUCUUGGGACUGGAGAGGGAGGAGUGAAAGAGAAGCAGAAGGUGAAGAGGAGAAGGAGGAGGCUGGACUGUAAAGGAGAGGACCAAGCCAAUGACAGAUAUGUCCCGUCCUUCACCCCAGAGACAGAGGGAGAUGGUGGACUGUGCCAGUGGUUACAGAGUCUGGGGAUUAGAGAUAGAGAGGAGGAGGCCACUUCCCCCAACAGAAGUAAACAGCAGCAGAGUGGGUUCAGAGAGAGGAUGGCUGGACACAGAGAGGGGUAUUCACAUCCAGCAGCCAACCACAGGAGAGACAGACGCCCCCACUUCCUCCCGCCUAUCUGUCAGUCUGGUUCCCUCCUGCAUGUACCCCUGCUGCUUCCCGAAAACUCCCCACCACCUUCGCCAUGCACCUCCCCACACGCCCCCUUCCAUCCCUUGCCUGUACCCCUCCUCCACUCUCUCCCGUUCAGGAGGAAGUGAUAUUGUCCAGCAAAGGAAAGGGGUCUCUCAACUCAAGAGGCCCAUUUGUGUUUAUGCUGUAUGCAGUUUUCUGUCUUGUUACUUCGGCAUAUUCUGACUGAUACUUAGCUUAUGUAAGGUUAUAUAAUGUAUUUGCAUAUAGCUCAUUACGCCUACACAUCCUUAACAAGUCUUAUCCAGGUAUAAUGUAUGUUGCUCUUGCCUAUUAUACUGUACGUCCUUUACAAAUAAUCACAUGAAUAGUUUCUAAGGAUAUGCUGUCCUGUCACAUUUCAAUUGCAUUAAAAGUAGCAUGUAUAGUUUGAAAGAUCCAGGGCAUUGUUGUUUCUCAGGAUUAACAUCAACAAGUGAACUAACCUCAGUGUUUCAGUAAUGGUGUGCCCUGCCUUGUCCGUCUAUAGACCGUGUCCAGAUAUCCCCCGCAGAGGGCCCCCUCCCCUGAUCAGAGAGGAGGCCCAUGUUAUUUUUGAGGUGUCGGUUGGGGCCUGAACAGUGCUGUGCUCUGUGUGCAGCCUGUGGUGGGAGCGGCGUGUCAGGGCCAGAACACCGGCGUCUCAGUCCUCCUCACUGCCCGCCUCGCACAGCCUGCCGUUUAUGUGUUUACCCUCAAACACAGCCCAAAAUGUUUGUGAGUCAGGCUCUUUUUUUUUUUAAGUCCACCCGCCCCUUUCCCAUUAGCCGCCAAACAAACAUUGCACCGGAAAUUGCAGGGAUAUCUGGGAUUUUUGAGGGGUCCCAGCAGACAGGGGGCGAGGUUGAGAACAAGGAUGCUUUCUGUGACAUCUUAGAGGUGAGGUGAGGCGGGGGGGUGGGCAGAGUCAGUAAGCUUCAUUACAACUGAUCAACAGGCACAGGUGACCCAGUUUCCGAUGCCCUUUGACCUUGUUACGUUCCUUGAGCCCACAGUGCGUGCCACYCCUGACCUCAYUCRUCACCAAGCUGACCCRAGCGCUAGGCUAAUGGUAACCAUUGACGUAGCUGUUAUAAGGCCCCGUGUCACAUGUAGCAGCAACCUCUUUUUUGGACUGCUAACUGGUCUAGCUUGUUUCCUCUCAUUCCUUCUCCCUCCUUGUCCAUUCWCUCCACARRACAGACAGGACAGUGGGCCCAGUACAACCAUUGGUGAGGCUGAGAUUUUAUGUCACCCCCAAACAAAGGAAUAAUGAAUGAGAAAGUGUAUACUCUUUGUUCACAGGGUGCUAUCUGGGUUUUAUCCAAGCCUCGUCCUCGCCAAACCCCAAUGUCCUUACUCAUAAUGGCCUGGUGACACAUAUAGUACAUGGCACAGUAAAAUGGCUGUUGUUAGCUUAAAUUGUUCCCAACAGGGCAAGUACAGUAAAUGGCCUUGUACUUAUUUAAAUUAAAGUGAAACAGAAACCAAAGUCCAA
This is a messenger RNA of Salvelinus sp. IW2-2015, 2771 nucleotides long. RefSeq lists its product as uncharacterized. NCBI's taxonomy places the organism in Eukaryota, Metazoa, Chordata, Actinopteri, Salmoniformes, Salmonidae. The record is from RefSeq and is a predicted model, not a curated record.